AUGUCGUCGAGAAAAGUUAAAAUUUUUGUCGCCGAAUUUUUAAUUUUUUGUUUAUGUUUAAAGUUAUCGUUUGGUGGAAUUAUUGAUAAUGUAGUGGAACAAUAUGCAUUUGAUGAGAGUGAAGAAAAUGUUUGUAAUCUUCCUGAUACGCUUGUUAAAGAGAUUGCUGGCUAUCAAAACACAGUCAACAGAAUAAUAAAAGAAAUCGUUAAUGGAAAGUUUAAAGGGAAAACUUGGGAUUCCCUUGCAACACUUACCGAUACCUUUGGACCACGAAUGACAUGUACGGAAUCUCUUGAAAAUGCAAUCGAUUAUGUUAAAGAAAAUAUGAAGAGAAGCGGUCUAGAAAAUGUUCAUACUGAGAAUGUGACUGCACCUUGGUGGAUUCGUGGUUAUGAAAAUGCUGACAUGGUCAAACCAUGGAAAAGAAAUCUUCCGAUUCUUGGUCUUGGUAGUUCAAUCGGAACACCAAGAGGUGGAAUUAUUGCAGAUGUUAUUGCAGUUGAAAAUUUCGAUGAAUUCAAAACAAUUCCUGAAGAUCAAGUGAAAGGAAAAAUUGUUCUUUUCGUUCCACCUUGGGAAGGCUAUGAGAAAACUGUCGUUUAUCGAAGUGAAGCUGCAAGUGUUGCUGCAAGAAAAGGAGCUGUUGGCGCACUUAUACGUUCUAUCACUCCAUUCUCUAUCAAUUCUCCUCAUACUGGUCAUCAAAAUUAUGCAAGUGAUGUUAAAAGAAUUCCUGUAGCUGCACUUACAGUGGAAGAUGCCCAAAUGAUGUUAAGAAUGUAUCGACGUGGUCAGACAAUUACAGUUAAUCUCGAAAUGAGUGACAGAAAUAAUGGCAAUUGUGUAACAAGAAACACAAUUGGAGAACUCGAAGGAACAAAAUAUAAAAAUACUUCAGUUGUUGUUGUUUCCGGUCAUUUGGAUAGUUGGGAUGUUGGUGUUGGAGCAAUGGAUGAUGGGGGUGGUGCUAUGAUUUCUUGGAAAGCUGUGGAAUUUCUCAAAGCGAUGAAUCUUCGUCCAAAGAGAACAAUUCGAGCGAUUUUGUGGACUUCAGAAGAACAAGGAUUAAUUGGCGCACAAAAUUAUUUAGAAGAUCAUAAAAAGAAUGAAAAAGAAGAGUUCAACUUCUUUAUGGAAUCAGAUAUUGGAACAUUUGAACCUCGAGGUCUUGACUUUAGUGGAAAUGCAGACGGUGCUUGUAUUUUGAAGGAAGUUUUGAAAUUGAUGACCUCUUUAAAUGCAACGGAAUUUUCACAACCAACAGACGGAGGCCCUGACAUAAGCUGGUGGACAACUCGAGGAUAUCCAGGAGCUUCACUUAUGAAUAAAAACGAAAAAUAUUUCUGGUAUCACCACUCAAAUGGCGAUAGAAUGGAAGUAGAAGAUAAAGAUACUUUGGAUAAAUGCACAGCUCUCUGGGCAUCAGCAGCUUAUGUCAUUUCUGAUUUGAGUGUGAAUUUUCCGAGAAGUUUGGAUUCGAAUUGAAAAAUCAAUAGGAAUUAGUUUCUUUAUUAUAUUAAGAGUGAAAUGAAUUUGUAAAGAUUCUCCGAAAAUUGGUUUGUCAGGAAAUUAUUAAGAUUACUUACCAAAAAUGACUGGAGAUAGAGGUUUUGUUGGAAAUUUGUUGAUUAAAAAAUAUGCUGUUGAUUGUUUACAAUUUAAGAAUGAAAGAAAACAAAGAACAAUAAAGAUUUUCAUUUCUUUUACAAUUUUCAAUGAAAAUUCUCGAUUCGCUCAAUGAUUAUAUGUUUUUUUUUCGUUCAGUUUCAGUUUUUUUUAAUUUUAUUACUUUUUAAUAUCUUUUCUUUUUGUUUAACCUGUUUAUUGCGUGUAGAGAGCUCGGAAAAUUUGAAAAACAAUGAAAAUCGAAACUUAAAUCC
Clunio marinus is the source of this 1883-nucleotide messenger RNA. NCBI's taxonomy places the organism in Eukaryota, Metazoa, Arthropoda, Insecta, Diptera, Chironomidae. The record is from the annotation of a GenBank genome assembly.